Molecule: messenger RNA, 4445 nt
Organism: Panthera uncia (snow leopard)
Lineage: Eukaryota; Metazoa; Chordata; Mammalia; Carnivora; Felidae
Gene: ATP10B
Product: ATPase phospholipid transporting 10B (putative)
Biological process (GO): phospholipid translocation
Cellular component (GO): plasma membrane
Molecular function (GO): ATP hydrolysis activity; ATPase-coupled intramembrane lipid carrier activity; magnesium ion binding
Source: RefSeq, a predicted model, not a curated record
UCUGCCCAUAACAACUUCAUGUGUCUGUUUUAGACCAUAGCUUGCUGCCAGAAAUGGCACUCUCAGUGGACUCAUCCUGGCACCGGUGGCAGUGGCGAGUCAGAGAUGGCCUCCCCCUGUCUCCAUCAGAAGCCACACCACUAUUGUCUGAAGAGAAGAAGAGGCAAAGCUACAACCUGACACAACAACGGGUCAUCUUCCCCAACAACAGCACGUGCCACCGAGAUUGGGCAGAGAUCACCAGGAGAUACUCCGGCAACAGAAUCUGCACAACCAAAUACACCUUUCUCACUUUCCUGCCUCAGAAUCUCUUUGAGCAGUUUCAUAGAUGGGCUAAUCUGUAUUUCCUAUUCCUGGUGAUUCUCAACUGGAUGCCCUCCAUGGAAGUUUUCCACAGAGAAAUCACCAUGUUACCAUUGGCUAUUGUGCUGUUCCUCAUCAUGGUCAAGGAUGGCAUGGAAGACUUCAAGAGAUAUCGUCUUGAUAGAAAGAUCAACUGCUCCAACAUCUGGAUAUAUGAAAGAAAACAGCGGAGCUACGUGAAGAAGUGCUGGAAGGAUGUGCGUGUGGGCGACUUCAUCCAAAUGCAAUGCAAUGAGAUCAUCCCAGCAGACAUACUCCUGCUCUUCUCUUCAGACCCGAAUGGGAUCUGCCACCUGGAAACUGCCAACCUGGAUGGAGAGACAAACCUCAAACAAAGGCGUGUUGUGAAGGGCUUCUCACAGCAGGAGGCACAGUUCGAACCUGAAUGUUUCUGCAACACCAUCGUGUGUGAGAAACCCAACAACCACCUCAACAAGUUUAAGGGUUAUAUGGAGCAUCCUGACCAGUCGAGGACCGGCUUUGGCAGUGAGAGUCUUCUGCUUCGAGGCUGCACCAUCAGGAACACCAGGGUGGCUGUUGGCAUUGUCAUCUAUGCAGGCCAUGAGACAAAAGCCAUGCUGAACAACAAUGGCCCACGAUACAAACGCAGCAAGAUAGAGAGGCGCAUGAACACAGACAUCUUCUUCUGCAUUGGGCUCCUCUUCCUCAUGUGCCUCGUCGGAGCUGUAGGUCACAGCCUCUGGAAUGGGACCUUUGAAGAACACCCUCCCUUUGAUGUUCCAGAUGCCAAGGGCAACUUCCUUCCCCUUGCCCUUAGGGGCUUUUACAUGUUCCUUACAAUGAUCAUCCUGCUCCAGGUGCUGAUCCCAAUCUCCCUGUAUAUAUCCAUUGAGCUGGUGAAGCUUGGGCAAAUCUUCUUCCUGCAAAAUGACCUUGACCUGUACGAUGAAGAGACUGAUUUGUCCAUCCAGUGUCGAGCCCUCAACAUCACUGAGGACUUGGGCCAGAUCCAGUAUGUCUUCUCUGACAAGACGGGGACGCUGACUGAGAACAAGAUGGUGUUCCGGCGUUGCACUAUCAUGGGCAGCGAAUAUUCUCACCAAGAAAAUGCCAAACGACUGGAGACCCCAAAGGAGCUGGACUCAGACAGUGAAGAGUGGACCCAAUACAAGUGCCUAUCCUUCCCAGCCCGAUGGUCUCAGCGCCCAGCAACAGUGGGAGGCCAAGGACGAGCCCAGCCUCUAAGGAGGUGCCACAGUGCCCGGGUACCUAUCCAGGGUCACUCCCAACAAAGGUCUGUGGGGCACUGUGAAAGCUCACAGCCUCCUGUGGCCUUCAGCAGCUCCCUAGAAAAAGAUGUGACUCCAGACAAAAAUCUACUGGCCAAAGUACAAGAUGCUGCUCUGUGGCUGGAGACCUUGUCAGACACAAAACCAGCCAAGCCUUCUCUCUCCACCACCUCCUCCAUUGCUGACUUCUUCCUCGCCCUAACCAUCUGCAACUCCGUCAUGGUCUCUACAACCACUGAGACCAGGCAGAGAGUCACCAUGCCACCCUCUGCCAAGGCUCUGGGGACGUCCCUGGAGAAGAUUCAACAACUGUUCCACAGACUGAAGCUUUUGAACCUUAGCCAGUCAUUCUCAUCCACUGUGCCCUCUGACACUGACCUGGGAGAGAGUUUGGGGGCCAACAUUCCAACCCCAGACUCAGAAGAGAGAGAUGACAUGUCUGUGUGCAGUGGAGGUAACUCCACUGAUGGUGGCUAUAGGAGCAGCACAUGGGACCAGGUUGACAUCCAGGGGUCUGGAUUAGACGCUUCCUUGGAAGAGGUGCUGGAGGCCCCAGCUCUAGGCCUGGCCAGCCCUGAGCUCUGUUAUGAGGCUGAGAGCCCUGAUGAGGCAGCCCUGGUGCAUGCUGCCCAUGCCUACAGCUUCACUCUGGUGUCCCGGACACCAGAGCACGUGACCGUGCGCUUGCCCCAGGGCACCUGCCUCACCUUCGAUGUCCUCUGCACCCUGGGUUUUGACUCUGUCAGGAAGAGAAUGUCUGUGGUUGUGAGGCACCCACUGACGGGUGAGAUCAUCGUCUACACCAAAGGCGCAGACUCAGUUAUCAUGGACCUGCUGGAAGACCCGGCCUGCGCAACUGAUUCUGAUGUGGAAAAGAAGGUGAGGAAAAUCCGAGCCAGGACCCAGAAGCACCUAGACUUGUAUGCAAGAGAUGGCCUUCGAACACUGUGCAUCGCCAAAAAGGUCAUAAGUGAAGAUGACUUCCGACGAUGGGCCAGUUUCCGGUGUGAGGCGGAGGCAUCCCUCGACAACCGAGAUGAGCUUCUAAUGGAGACGGCACAACAUCUGGAGAAUCAACUCACCUUACUCGGAGCCACUGGGAUUGAAGACCAGCUGCAAGAAGGGGUUCCAGACACAAUUGCUGCUCUGCGGGAAGCUGGGAUCCAGCUCUGGGUCUUGACUGGAGAUAAGCAGGAGACAGCAGUUAAUAUCGCCUAUUCCUGCAGAUUGUUAGAUCAGACUGACACUGUUUACUCCAUUAAUACAGAAAAUCAGGAAACCUGUGAAUCCAUCCUUAACUAUGCACUGGAAGAAGUGAAGCAAUUUCAUGGACCACAGAAGCCAAACCGCAAGCUCUUUGGGCUCUGCCUACCUUCUGAGACACCACCUCCUACCUCAAGAGCUGCAGUUCCAGAAGUUGGAUUGGUCAUCAAUGGGAAGACAUUGAAUGCCAUUUUCCAGGGAAAGCUGGAGAUGAAAUUUUUAGAGCUGACUCAGUAUUGCCGGUCUGUCCUAUGCUGCCGUUCUACCCCUCUCCAGAAGAGUAUGAUAGUCAAGCUGGUGCGAGACAAGUUGAGCGUCAUGACCCUUUCCAUAGGUGAUGGAGCAAACGAUGUAAGCAUGAUUCAUGCUGCCGACAUUGGAAUUGGAAUAUCUGGACAGGAAGGCCUGCAGGCUGUCAUGUCCAGUGACUUUGCCAUCUCCCGCUUCAGACACCUCAAGAAGCUGCUGCUUGUGCACGGCCACUGGUGUUACUCACGCCUAUCCAGGAUGGUGGUGUACUACUUCUACAAGAAUGUGUGUUAUGUCAACCUGCUCUUCUGGUACCAGUUUUUCUGUGGUUUCUCUGGCUCCACCAUGAUCGAUUAUUGGCAGAUGAUAUUCUUUAAUCUCUUCUUCACCUCCUUGCCUCCUCUCAUCUUUGGAGUCCUCGAUAAAGACAUCUCUGCAGAAACACUCCUGGCAUUGCCAGAGCUGUACAAGAGUGGCCAAAACUCUGAGUGCUAUAACUCUAUGACUUUCUGGAUUUGCAUAGUGGAUGCAUUCUAUCAGAGCCUUGUCUGUUUCUUCAUUCCUUACCUGACCUACAAAGACUCUGAUAUUGAUGUCUUUACCUUUGGGACACCCAUCAACACCAUCUCCCUUGCCACAAUUCUCUUGCACCAGGCAAUGGAAAUGAAGACCUGGACCAUUAUCCACGGACUUGUUCUGGCAGGCAGCUUCCUGAUGUACUUUGUGGUGUCCCUUGUUUACAAUGCCAUCUGCAUCAACUGCAACAGUCCCACCAAUCCCUAUUGGGUGAUGGAAGGCCAGCUCUCAGACCCCACUUUCUACCUCAUCUGCUUCGUCACACCAGUCACAGCUCUUCUGCCAAGGUACUUUUUCCUAUCUCUACAAGGGACUUAUGGGAAGUCUCUGAUCUUAAAAGCUCAGAAAAUCGACAAACUCCCUAUGGACAAAAGAGAUCUAGAAAUCCAGAGUUGGAGAAACAGACAGAGGCCUGCCCCCAUUCCUGAAGAGGCUCAGCAUACUCACCAUCCAGUGCCACCUGUCCCAGAACAGGACUUCAGAGCCAACAGCCCAAAGAGCUCUAGCCCUUCCAAGUACAAGUGAAAGAAGGACUGGGUGCUGCAUGGAGAGAAAUGCAGUAGAGACCAUCUGAGGAAUGACCCAUGCCCAGAGGACUCCUCAGCUAAACUCUAAUCCAGGGAAUACCUUCUUGGGUCUAGUAGGACAAUGGCUUCUGGAACCUACUCAAGUGGACAGAUUGCUGAGUACCGGCCCUCAAGCAGGAGCAGUCAUCGCUGAUCCCAGAGUUCACUGACCAUAUGA